Molecule: messenger RNA, 16336 nt
Organism: Diachasmimorpha longicaudata
Lineage: Eukaryota; Metazoa; Arthropoda; Insecta; Hymenoptera; Braconidae
Gene: tweek
Product: tweek
Exons: 13
Coding region: 311-15433 (5040 amino acids)
Biological process (GO): synaptic vesicle endocytosis
Source: RefSeq, a predicted model, not a curated record
AAUGACAGUGUCCGUGGUACAACAUUCGCACGCGACAAUGAUCCUUUGACAAGAGUCCAAACUCAAUAAAUCAACGGAAUAAUCAUCAAGAGAGGAAGAGUCCUGGCGACAAUGCGCGAUAAUAGGGGGCGAAAUGAGCAGAAGACUGAACCAACAACGAUUACCACGAAAGAAUCUGUCUUUAAUACAAUAAUUGGAGAUGGUGGAGUGAAACUUUCCAAUUUUUUUCAUACCGAAGGCGAACAUGAGAGGCGAAAAAAGCACUUCAGCCCAUAAUUUUUAAAGAAAAAAGAACAUAAAACUCAAAAAAAUGGCAGAGGACUUUGUAAACGCUACGCACCCCUCGUUCUCGGGGCUGGAGCCAGCGAGUUCCUACUGGAACUACUCCGACCAUGUAAUUCUGGAUGACCUCAAGAUGGAUAGCAACUUCAUCUAUCUCCUUUGCUCCCUCGUCUCAGCAAUUUCCUGGUUGAUCUACAUAACGUAUUACAACUCUCGUGUCAUCGGCUUUAUCCUGACACGUUUGCUCAAUCGUUUUAUAAUCCGAGAUGGCUACGUAAAAGUGGGUGCCUUCACCCUGAGUGCUCUGAGUGGAAAAAUUAUGUUCCGAGAUAUUGUCUACAUAACCACAGACUACAGUCUUAGGAUCCAGGACGGUUGGUUGAUAUUCCGAUGGUGGAGGAGUUAUGUUCCUAAGGAUGUCUCCGAAGAUCUCUCGCACUCAGACACGAGGCUUUCAGUCCUGCUGAAUGGCUUUGAACUGCACGUUUACAAUAGAUGUGAACUGUAUGCCCACCUGGAAGAGACAUUCGGCCUGUCCCCGCAGAUGUUUCCAGACGAAGAUAACCACAACGUCAACAACAUCAACGAAAAGGAUUCAGAGUCCAUUAACAACACAGCCAAUGAUUUCAGACAGCAGAUAAACGCAAUGGACGUUUCCAGACAUGUGGAGAACAUUAGGAAACAGGAGGCCCAUGUCAUUGCCCGAACCUGGAGAGAUUUGAUUCCAGUUAUUAAGCUGGAUGUUUGCACUGGAAGACUCGUAUUUGGUAAUCGUUUGGUACCAACAACUCUGUCACUGACUGUUGAAGAAGCUCAUUUUGUUUACUCAACGAAACCAGCAGCGUCUAGACACGAUCAUUUUAUGCAUUUCACAAAAUGCAAAGCUGAGAACUUCAAAGUUAUUCUCGCACCCUCUCCCAAAUACACUGGAAUGGUUGAUGAUCCACCCAGGUACAUGGGAGAGGGUUUUGUUGUUCUGAGCUCCAAUAAUAUGGAGGUUUAUUAUUAUAUGGACGAACCAGGGGUUGUCCCUGAGCAUCCUGAAAUGAUCAGACUUGCCAAUGGAGACAUGGUGGAGGCAAUGCCACCUAUCUGGGGCAUUGAUGUCAAGUGUGGGAAGGGAACUGAUUUCUCCUAUGGACCCUGGGCAGAUAGACAACGUGAGCAUCUCUUCAAGUUCUUUUUUCCGAAUGAUCACCAACCACUGAAGGUCACCAAAGCCCCUUCCCCUGGGGACAAGAGACAGGUUCAGUCCUUUGAUAUCCGGCUGUCAACUCUCAAUGAAGCAACUGUUGAUAUUUUGUUUAGUAAGAACAGAGAGACCAAUGCUGUUCAUGUCAAUGUCGGCCCUGGUUCAUAUCUAGAGGUAACGAUGCCCUGGAUUGUUCUCCAGGAUGGUUACACGACUAAAAUAACCGGACAAUUGCUGCAUCUCGAGGCCACCACCAGUCUUCAAUACAGGAGUCUCGUUGAGAGUGAAACACUGGAGUUUGGAGUCAAGUGUCAUUAUCCAAUCAGAUGGAAUGAUCAUCAAGAAUGGACGCUAAAUUUAACUGGAUGUAAAGCAACAGCGAAUUUAGUCUAUUCACAUAAAGAAUUCUUUCAGGACAUGAUCAACGACUGGGCAAGCAAAGCGAGACCUGAUAUUCUGCAUUUUGUUCCUUACACUUGGAAAUUCAGUCUUUUGUUGAAGGAGUUUGAGCUGAUAACUAUUUGUAAUGAAUACAAUUGGAUUGACUGUUCAUCUCAGAAUCAGGAGAAUGCUCACAUUGCAUUUUGUGGUGAUUUCUUCGAACUCUCAUUCAGUCUACCUUUUGUGGAUUUUCUGCCAGUUACCAUUCCUCUGGGCUUUUGGAUUCAAGGUGAAAGUGUCGAUUUAUCUCUGUAUCUACCUGAAGUCAAUACGAGCAGAAUAAUCCUCUUGGCGCUGGAUAAGAAUGCUAAGAUCAUGACGAGGGAUGGAAGCUGCAAGCCAUUGUCCGAUUUAACGAAACAGAAGAAGUGGAGAAAUGUCUGCCAAAAGAGCCUCGGCUGGAUCGACUGCUGGAGUGUUCCCAUAGUUGCCAUCAGCAUUCACUACACUUACCAUCCCUGUCCUCCACUGGGCCCAACACCGCAGGCCAACAUAACAACCCCAGAGAAAGAAGAAAUACUUCUGUCCCCAAUGAGGAUACCCAGGUGCAGAAAGUCACCAGGACUUCAAUGGACUCAGGAUGGAUGCCAGAAGUUCGAUCCUCAAUCAAUAGCACCUGAUAAAGUCUCAUUGGAGCUGGAGAUCGGUCCUUCGACACUGAUCAUCUAUGGCUCCCUUAUCAAGAAUUUUUUGCAUUUGAAGGAAAAUAUCUUCGGGGACUAUCAGGCUUUCACUGACAUGCAGCAAAGUCGGCCAGUACAGAAUUCAGAGAGAACCAGUAAAGACCGAGACAACCAGAACAGUUCGGUAGAGGCAUCUGUCGAGGAUGAGGAUACAAAGUCCUCUAAACCUUUCGACCCCAGACACUAUCGACCCAUUGAGGUGACAGUUGGAAUUACGAUGCAUGACAUUCAGGGGCAUUUGGUGAAGAAUUGCAAUGAGAACGACCCACCAUGUCCUGUCAUCCUCCUCGAGAGAUUUGGAUUUGAACUGAAGAAGGGCUUCAGAGGGACUGAGCUUCAGCUGCUACUAUCACCAGCUGUCAUGCUACUGACAGACAAUGUCGUAAGAUCGGGCAAAGAGAGACACCUGACUCAGGGACACCUGAUGCUGUCGGCCCUUCAGGUACGUGGGCAUGCGAUGUUCAGCCCUGAGGGCAGAAGCUUGGAUCAAGAUACUCUGGAGUACGCCUGGCUCAUCGAGGUUCAACUGGGGAAACUCAGUGGGAAAAUCACUUCUCCCCAGCUUCAUCAUUUAGUGACUUCUCUGGAGACCUUUGUCCUCAUGGUUAUGAAUAAGGAGAACAUUCUGAGACCCCCUGGACUACCUCAUCAGUGCCAUCAUGGGCUGCCUCCACUUCAGUGCCCAGAGAGUGACCCUGAUAGCCAUUACAGGUGUCCAAGCUCAGAAGACAUCAAAUACAGGAUGACUAGAGUUGCUGUUGACGCUAUUGAUCUGUAUCUUCAAGAAGCUGGAACUGCCACUCAACUGUGGGUCUCGCCCAUCAGAAUUUCCACCUGCAAUCUCCAUGGACAUCAGGUUAAAUCAGGGGUAACUGGGCUUAUGCCGACGAUUCUGAUCAGGCAGUUUGUCUAUGCUGGUGGACACUUUGCUAACAACAGCUCUAAUGGUACUAAUACCACUGGGAGUGCUAGGUCGCAUACAAAUCCAAGCAGUAGACUGUCUGGAGACGGUUCAGAUAUUUGGUUGGAGGUGGGCUCGGUCUCUCUCGGACCAGUAAUCAUCGAAGCUGCUAUCUCACUGCCCACUCCUGAGCAUAAUCUACAUCUGGUGCAAAAUAAGUAUCUGAAGACGCACGAUGAAAAAACGAAAAGACUGUGGUUCCUGUGGCCUCAGGAGAGUGGGGUAAAGCCAGCCAAGUGCGGUUGCAUUGGGGGAUGCACUUUCUUUGGAGGGAACAGAAAUGGACCAAGGUUCUUCAAGCCCACUUAUCACGAUCUUCAGGAUGGAAUUAAUAUCGCUGCAUACAGACUUCACAACUCCGGAAAAGACAAAGGUUUCGGUCAGUCUAUCCUCCACGAAGACAAACUGGUCUUUCACACACCCCCUUACAGUCUUCAAGACGUUUCUCUUCAGGAUAUAAUCUUACCAGUGUCAGGUUUAAAAGUAACGGUGUUCCAAGACACCCCCCAGACCUCUAAACCCAGUGUAGAACGUUCAGCAUCAGCUGUAGAUUCAACGAACGAAGAAAACAACAGUACAAAGUUGAGCUCAACAUCAGAAAGCCCAGCGACAGACGAUCGAAAGCUCCUGAGUCGUAGAUUCUCCUACACUUCAAUUAGAAGCUCAAACCUAAAAGAUGUGCCAUAUUCAAGACUGGUGGACUCGAGCCCCUCUACCCAACUCCCGCAGAAGUUGGAUUCAGAUUCUAAACUCAAUUCAGAACGGAGUAAAUCAAUUCUGAAUGUUCCUGAGAUAGAAAAUUGCCCGAAGAGCAGUGCCUCAGACUCGAAAUUGGCAGUUGAUUAUUUUAAUUCACCAACCGAGACUGAAUUACUUCAGCAGAGUGCUAGUCCCCAUUCACUUCCUAGCGUUACUACCGAUCUCAGAGUCCUGAGGACUGUUGCAAUGGCCAAGAGUACGGACAGGGUCAACGCAUCCGACUCACAGCACUCACUCUACACGAGAUCAGAAUCUGAGGACAGACUUAAGCAAGAAGUUCAGAGAACAAUAUCUAUGUCCUCGGAAAAUCAUUCAGAAGCUUUCUACUCAGCUGAUGAGGAUACGAGUCAUGGGUUGGCUGGCAGCAGAACCUCCAGUCUUCGACAAUCAAUAGCUUCAGUUGGUCCGACGUUAGUCCGAAAUGACAGUACAAAAAAAAAAUAUUCCUCCGAUCUGUCAAUUGUUGAGAGUUCAAGCGCCAACAUUGCUGUUGCCGAGAAAGCUCAUACACUGGAGAGAACGAAACCCCAUGGGACCUCCAGAAAAAGUCCAAAGGCCCAUCAAAGUAGGGAGUUCAAGGGAAAGAGUGGAAGUCCCAGUGAACGAAAGAUCCUGAAUGACUCGUCGGACUCUCACUCUGGAUCAUCCUCCAGUUUUAUCUCCGCUGUGUCUUCCCAGGAGGAUAUGACGCUCGUAAAUCUCCACAUGCAGGUGAACAAGCCAAUCGUCGAUUCUCCAUUACUUAUGUCGAGUUAUGUUAGUCAUCUGAGCCAAACCAGAUGCUCCAACUGGCAUCAGUCAUCAUUUCCAGCAGCCAGCGAUGCCUUCACGACCCCAAUGUUCAAGAGGACUGAAGAGGGUAGGCUUGUCUACGUGGGAGGAAGAUACGUUCCGAAAUUCGAGACUGUCAGUGAGGGCUUCACCUCCUUGAAGAUGGUGACAAGGAGCGAUGCCUCGCCCUUGGCCGGAUCAUCUAACAAAACCCCGACUCAUCCUUACUUGUGGGACAGUUCAGCUCUCAUUCAAUCAGAGAGUGAGGAGGAUAAUACGACUAAAGAUGAAGAGGAGUUACUUGCUGUACAACACGAGACAGGAUCCAGAACAACUGUCAUUGUCAAACUCAAGGGAGACGCUGAUAUAAUGGUGAGCCCCAUGGUUCUGGAGUCUCUGCAGAGAUUCAUCGAUGCUCUCACUCCAACUCUAGCCAAUCUCCAUCCCUUGACCAUUCUGAAUCACCUGCAUAAUGAGUGCAUUGGUAGAGUCGAGGACGCGAAUAUUUUGAAGCAAGAUCAGAGUUUAUCGUAUUGGAGUCAAGUGCAGACGAGUUCGAAGAGAUCGACUGCUGAGAGGAACAUCAAGAUGGGUCAGGGUGAUGAGACAAGUAAGAUCGCUCUUCAGACAAAUGUCUACGAGGAGAGUAUCACAACGCAGGUGCAGGGGAGUAUAAUCUUGCCGAAAAUCAACAUAACUUUACUGCAAGCUUCAGUGGUCGAGGAAAUCAUAUCCUUCUCGGCCCUUGACAACAUCAGGGACUUGACUUGCGUCUCUUUAUUUGCCAUUUGUCUGGAUCAAGUCACUGCUCGUUUUUAUCUCGAUAAACAAGCGAGGGAAGUCGUGCAGACAUUCCAUAAGCCCGCAGUCCUCCCAAAUCAGAAGAAAGUGAACAAAAUCAGCAAAGCUUUUAUGACUGGUCACCAAUCAGCUGCUGUUGUUACUGAUAUUGGAGCUGGAGAGACUGUCUACAUUGAGACCUCUGAGAAGCAGCAAGAGGAGAUAAUCAUCACUCUGAAUAUUGGAAAGGUUCACUCGCAGCUGAGAAGACUCAGGAAUGAGUCGUCAAUCCUGAAAGAUGCUGUCAUCACUGCUAUUCCUGGUCAUUACUCGAAAGUCUUGUUUACUUGCACGAGGAUCUCAUCACCUUUAAAGUGCAUUGAUUACUACCUCCAUCAACCUCUGGAUGAUAGUACCAAGGAUAAGCAGACCAAGCAGUCAGGACCUCCUCAGGCGACUGAAGAAUUCACCGUUGGCAAUGGGGAAGAUAAACUGGGCUUCAUCAUGUUCGAGUGUGGCUUCGAGGGAAUCAAGUUAAAAGUUGUUAAGAGAUCGCAGUUUGAGAAGGGCGAGAAUGGCCAGAACGAGAAGAAAAAUGAGACUGAGAUUUUUUACACUGAUAGUGUAAAGAGUCAUGAGGAGAUUGAGACGAAGGACACCACUCCUGCAGCUGAGGAAGAUGCAACAAAGAAUGAUAAGAAGGAACCAGAAGAGAAGAAACAAACCGGCAACUCCACAAGUCUUGUUACCAAAAUGGCGAAUGGUAACACGGUGUCUUGUGUCAUCGAGCUGAAGACAAUUUGGUUCAAUUUUGCUGCUCCACCAAGAACUCCAAUCACCAGAAAAAUUGAUUUCACACGCUUAGACUGGAAUUUACUCAGCACUGCUUCACCUGCUAUCAACGCCUGGAUGAAUCCCAGCAACAGAUUUGCUAUCAAAAUUGUUCACAUGUUCAGAAGCAUGUACAGAAGAUCAACUGCUAUUGUUGCUUGUCUGAUGGCUGAGGCUCUUGAUGUGCAAGGGAUUCAUAUGCCCAUCAAGAGCAGAUAUGGCAGACUUACACCACUCGCUAAAACUCUUCAGGAAGAUCCUUCCUGCCAACUUUGCUCAAUUUUACAGCAUUACGUUUUGAUGAGUGACUUGCAGACGAUUGACGAUAAUCUGAGGGAAAAUGAAUUGCCACUCUUAUCGACGUUGAGACAGGGGGUUAUUGUGCUCAGCAGACAGUGGAAGAAUGUUCUCUAUACUCCUCUUCUUCUGGAACACAAUUACAAAACUAAACAUGUCAAGCCUCUCAAUGUGACGUUCGCUGUAUCUGAUCCUGAUGACGAGAAUUUGCUGACGGACGGUGAGGGUAGCGCUGGCGAUGGUGAUGACCAAGAAGUCACUGAUGAGUGUGCCAUGCUCAUCCACGCGGAUCACAUUUACAAGCACACGCAGAUCAAAGUUGGACAGGAAAAAUCGACAGGUACUUGUGGUGAUGGUCUUACGGUGCCAGUGAGCUCACCGAGGGGUCAGACAACGCCUCUGUCAACACCUGUACCACAAACAGAUUCAUUAACAUCACCAUCACCCCCUGUUGUACAUAGUAAAAGGGGAAAGUCACUUCAACCUACUCAGGUACCUGUCAGUUCACGUGCCAGCAUUGUAUUUCCCUUGCUUGCUGGCGGUGGACUGUUCAGUCAGCCCAAGGAUCCUAACAAUAUCAUACGACUUUUAUUAGGCUAUGGGACGCUGAAAGAAGAGAAACCCCCGCAGAUCCACAUCUCUCACUCCCAUCAAUUGGGAUCAAAUCCAAGUAUUUAUUCCGCGGGCCACGGAAGUCAUCACAGCACUGCAAGUGGUGAUGACAUGACGUCUCCCACUAUUCAUCACUCACGGGGGCACAUCAAUACCGAGGAGGACCUGUAUAGUUGGAUGGCCAAACAGCAAGAGUUCAUCAAGGAUAACGAUAAGAGUAAUUUGAGGGGCAAUUGGGUCUUUCGCACAGAACAAAAGGCAGCUAAGGAUUCCAAGAUCAACACGAUGACGACAGACGACACGGAGGAUUCAGACAUGCAUAGUGGAGCAUAUUUGUACCCAAUGAAGGACUCUCUCCGUCUCCUCGAUGCCCACUUGAUCUUCGAGCCCCUUUUGUCCUCCCUUUCAGUGAUGCCCCAGCAGAUGUUGUCAGCCAUAGGUGCAGGAAAUCUGAAUAACGUUUCAUCUUUGGACUCUCUGGGUUCGAACCUAUCCCUGGUGGGUACGAUGGACACUAUGAGGAUCGACAUUGUGGUCUCGGAAAUCGGCAAAGUAGCUGACAAGAAGAAGCCUCCGAAAAUACCCAAGAAGGGUUCAAAAUUCACCCUGGACAUACCCCCAGAGACGCCGGCAUUCCUCUGUGAGAGAAUAGGAAUAGACAUUGACAUUAAAAAAAUGGCCGACAUGACAGUGGACGACAUGAUUCAGAGGCAGAAUGUUCUCUACAUCUCCAGGGGACAACUGAAGAAACAUACAAGUACAGUUGUUAAUUUCAGUCUUCAUAUCAGGUACAUCAGUCAACAGGUCAACAUGCCAUUGCUGCGUCUUCUCCACCAGAUCAGCAACAUGUACCAAAAUGUCAAGGAAACUCAGAUGGAGUUGAAAGAGCAGCAACGAGACCCCAAACGAAACGUCAAUCUCCCAGUAAACGGCGAAUGCGGAAAUAUAAAAAAAGGAUUAUCAUCGAACUCAGAUAUCCAGGAGCAAUUAUUAAUCGGUAAAAAGAUGGAGGAGCCUCUCCUGAGAAAGGAUUUCGACCCCAAUCAGCCGAAGGUCAUCUCUCCUACCUCAAGCAUUCGCUCCCGGCCCCAGAGCUUCGUCCAGAAAUUCAGAAGCACUGGAAAGAGUGUCAAGGGAUACAUAAACCUAUCGGAGGGGGUGAUAACUCCGAGCUUUGGAGCCAGUCCGAGCAGUUCUGGUCUCGAGAAAAUUUCCAUCAUUUCAGACAAAUGCAAGGACGUUUCUACCAAUGUGACUCCACGAUGCUGGAAGACAAUCUACUAUCUUUUGGACCUGUACGCUACUCGCCCGGAGACAAAAACAAUAACUCACAGGUUCUCCCUAUCAGCUGAUUCUGAACAGUACAAGGGAGGAAAGAAAUACGAGAGUUUGAAUGAAGCGGCCAAGGAUCAGGACGUUGAGAAGGGACUGAACGAUCAUUCGUUCACACCAAUUCCACCGCAGAGGGAUCUGAAUGUCGUGGCUGGAGAGAGAACAAGACUCAUCAUCUUUGGUGUUGCUAGAAUCCAUCGGACAAGACUACUGGCAACUCUCAGUGGGCUCAAACUCGAGGCUGAAAUCACAAGUUUGCAUGCCAGCUUUACGUGUAGAAAGAAAUCCAAGCCAGCGAGCUUGGAGUGCAGUUUGACUGGACAAAUCGGCAGAACAAUGAUUGUUUUGUUAGAGGGUGUUGCACCGAAUCAACAGACUGUGGUUAAAGUCACAGUGGGUAAGAGUCAGGCUCUUUAUUCAAGUGUCUCACGUCGUCAGAAGGAUAAAAAUAGUGGAUUGUUCACGAUUGGCGCUGUUAACAUUGACAUUCCUCAGCAUCCCGUGGCUCUUCAUGGGAUGAUGACGAGGGGAAGCAAACAGUUGUCUUCAACACUUCAAGAACUUAGGGUCACGAGAACCUCUUCGAGACUCUCCAGAGGACAGCAGCAGGAGGAUUCAGAUGCUCCAGGUAGUCCUCAUCAUUACAUGGAGAAGGAAAAAGAACCUGAGGAGAAACCCAUGGCCGGACCAAGCCUUCUCGAACCCAUUGUCAUGCAGUUCCACAUUAUUCUCCAAAGUUUGAGUAUCACUGCUGCCUUGCUACCUUCUCUUCAGGCACAGUACAAAAUGGACCAGGUUAAUUCAUCAGGAACUACUGGGAGUAAAGCUAAGUUUACGAUUGAUCUACCCCAUCAUUCUCUGAGUUUCACGACUAAAUUGCAAGUUACUGAAGCUAAUUUGCCAUCAGAAGCUAGUAUCGAACUUCCUAAGGUGCAUGUGUCUGCUGAGUAUAUUCAGGAUGGCACCAGCAGUCUCAAUGACAGCAAACUGGCUGAUGGUGUUGUGUUGAAACAGGGAAGCUACCUGAAUGCCACCGCUGACAUUGGUGUCUUCGAGAACUCACUGACGACUGAUUUACUGAAUCAUCUGGUGUUCGUACAAAAGGUGUUUAUGAAGGAGGUUAAUGAGGUCGUGCAGAAAGUUUAUGGAGGGGAGAAGCCAGUACCUCUGUGGCUAGAAGAUGAAGAACCCACUGCAACAUCAAGCUUGAAAAGAAUAUUAUUCUCCCUUGUCAUUAGAUUAAAAAGGAUUCAGCUGACAGCAACUACUCCUACAAAUUCAGCUCUCCGUUUUGAGACUGGUGCCGUUGAAUUUCAACUCUCCAACAGAGUUCAGAAUGUCUCAGGCUCUGCACAGCCCAAUCCACAUACUAAAUUAUUCGGCAAAGCCCAAUUGGAUAUCAAUCUAUCACUUGGUCAAUUAUUGAAGAAUGUCAUGUUUGAAGAGGCAGAACCGGAAUUUCAGCAAUUCGCCUUUUUCAAUACGAGAGUCGAUCUGCGGAAUGCCUUCCAGGAGGAGAUGUCUCAAGAGGCAGAUAAUGAAGUUGUUCUCAUAACUCUCAAGAGACCAUUGAUAUACAUUCAACCUAUGGCGAUUGACAAAGCCAUCCUUGUCUGGUUGAAUUACAAAAAUGCUUAUGAAUAUUGGAACGAGAAGAGAGCUAAUUUGAACAAAGAAGUGCUGACAGCAACUCAGCAGGUGUUUGAGAAGGUGCCUUUUGGACAAUUGACGUCACAAUUGAGCUCGCAAAAUUUGGGAACUCUUUUUCUACAGUUGACUGUUGAUGAUAUGGGAAUUUGUGUUCCACUCAAUCCAUUGCCACCCAACAACUGGGGAAUGACGAGGGGUUUAUAUGAUGGGGAGUCGAGGGGGGCUGUAGUUGUAACUCUGGAGACUGCUAGUAUAUCUGCCUGCAGUAGUGGCAGCUUAGUCAGUAAGGGAAGAUUCGUGGGCCUAUGUUUGAGGUUUGCCGAUGACUUUGAGACUUCUCUGGAUGAUUGGAAGCCGGACAUGAACGAUAGUAAUAUUAUGAAUCUUUGCGUCGUGUCUGAGGGAACUUAUGAGAUAUGCAGCCGGACUGUUGCACAGAAACCGGAUAAAUCUGACAAUGCCAAAUGGCUUUUGAAUGUCCAAUGGCAAAUGGAGGGAGUUGAUAUUCAUCUGGACACCAAUGUAGGGCAACAACUGUCGGCAUUGGGUCACACCCUGACCAUGCUCGCUGGUUCUGAAGAGGACGAUGCCAAUGUUUCAGCAGAGUACGAUAGCGAUGAUGUAGAUCAGCCGAACCUUGGAACUAGCCAGGUUAAGAAAAAAUAUUUUAAUCAUUUGCAGGAGAGCAUUCUGAUUAAAAAAUCGAAGAAUUGGACGGACAGUCUUCCUGCUUUUGUUUUCGAUCCGUCCCUCGACGCAAAGAAGCGUUCUAAGCUCAUUGAGAAGGAGAUGAACGAACAAGCGAAGAUUAUCAACGACCUGCGAUCACUGGGAGCUUCUCACGGUACAAUUGAGCAAGAAAUGAAACGCCUGCAGGAGCUGGAGGCAGUUGUCUUCAAGGAUUUCCGUCGCGAUAUGAUUCAGAAGCUCAGGAGGCAGUCAGUUAAAGCCUCUGGCAUCAAAGGAAAGCUCGGGUUAGGAUCCAAAUCAAAUACGUACAGAUCAAGGUCCUUCAUCGUUCCUUCUCCAACCCCAGAGCAUCAACUGGAGUCACCCGAGGACCUCAAUGCAGAGAUCAAUUCAGCUAACUCGGCGAGUUAUGAGAGCAGCCCUCGAAGUGGCCCAAGUCGAUCAGCAUCCUUGAGAGUGAGGAAUCUGGGUGGUCCCAGGGUGACAUUCAGCGAUACUCAUACCAUGUGUCGUCAGUCAUCCCUGCCUAGUGCCUCGUCAGAACUGAGUCUGCCUGAGGGGGAGCUUGAUUGGCCUGAGACAAUCGAAAUCGACGGGGAACAGGUGGAACUUCGGAGGAAGAGGCCUGAUGGUAGUUGUGCAUCCAGCUACGACAGCAUGGAGGGCAAUGUUCCACUCCUCGAUUCUUUUGCACGUGAGCAAACUUCAACAACUUCGUCUCCUCACAUUGUGCCUCAGAAGCCUCAAGAACCCAACAUAGACUUUGAAUUCGAUGUUAAAGUGCUCAUUAACUCGGGAAAGUGUGUUCUCCAUACAAAGGACUCCAGCAGGGAGGAUGAGUUGAAGUUAAUAAGUAGAAUGAAGAAGGAGAGAUCGUGUUCAGGUGGAAACUUUGAGUUUCAACCGAGCAGUCCGAGUUCCAGCAGAAAACACAUGAGUGGAAAGGAGAAAUCGUCAUCUACUGGAUCUAGAGUCAGGUACUUCCAGCAUAUGACUGCUGUACCUCUUGUCGAUUUAUCGAUUUUCCAUAUUCCUGGGCUGGAUGUUAAAGUCCAUUACGAAUCGAAGACCCUUGCUGAGGACAGAUUACCGGAUCUUCAACAUCAGACUUCAAUGUCUCUUCCAACAAGAAAAAUUGGAACGAAGAAGGCCAGCUUGUUGGCAUGGGUCACUCUCCAGAGUAUUCCAGAGGAGACCAUCAUCAGCCCCCACAUUCUUGAAUAUUUAGAACAGACAUUGGAGCCUAUACCUGGUAAAAUACUCCUACCAGGAGGUGGACAGACGACUAAUACAGUCUUUCCAAUGGAGAAUGAGAGCUCCUCGUGGGCUGCAACGGCAGCAAGCUCCAACUACGUCUAUGCCAGUUUUCCAGUCGAUGUCAUCGUUUAUUUCCACAGUCAACCGUCGACAUUCAGGUUCUCAUGUUUACCUGUGUCGAGGGUUGAAUGCAUGCUUCAAUUACCAUCGCUGGACAUAGUGGCAUCGAGUAAAAGAGCUGAGGAGGAGCUCCCAGAGUUCAAUGAAUCGAGUAAUCAUCAUCAGGGAAAUUCGUCGGGUAGAAGUAGAGAGAGUGAAUCAGCAAUAGGGGGAUUAUCUGUGACUGGAUGUCUCGCUGACUUUUCAGUUUACAUAUUCCACCCCUAUGGGGGUGGGAAGAAGUCAGGACUGAAGGAGACCCAGUGGUCACCCCUAUCGGACAGUGAGAGAAAGGAUUCUCUCAGCAUUAACGUUGAAUUCGUUAAAGUCAAUUUAUCCAGAAGCAGAAAGUUGAAGUUCCACAGUGAACAACUGAGCAAAGGGGGUGACACAAGCAGAGCUGUAAUCAGAUUCUCCAUGAUUGUUGAUAUUGGCUCUGCUUCUUUCAAGUACGAUAUGAGAAGAUUGACCGAAAUUUUAGCUUUUCCAAAGGCGUGGUACAGACGAAGCAUCGUCAGGAGAUUAUUCCUAGGUGAUUUGAGCUCGGGAAUGGCAUCUUACGAGGGUGAAAACAGCCCCUUGUUAAAUCAAGAGGAUGCAGCUAUGGGUUCAUCCCUUUUGAAACACUGUGAUAAAUAUCCCCCUGGAGAUAUGCUCUCUAAAAGUGCUCCUGAAGCGAGUCCAAUAUUGACGAGAGACAAAUUGAGAUUAAGUUUUGAUAAUGAAUUACCUAGACAGACUAGGGGACUCAAGGACAUUGGGAGGGGCUGGAGUUUUACGUCGUCAGAUAAAUUUAAUACUAAUUCGGGGGUUAAAAUAAGGGAAUCAGCGUGGGAAACUUUGGUGCUAUUUGCCAUUAACUUUACUAAAUUGAAUGUACAUAUGAAUAUGGGAAAUGUUAUGGGUAAUGUCGCCUGGAUGACUAAAGAUUUUCGUUCUGAUGGAAGAUUGUCAAUUGGUAGUACUGGACACAAAAAUCUUUACAUUGGAAUAGGCCUUGGGGGCUCGAGUCUUGAUGCCAAGAGUGGAUUCGUGGGUGGAACUAUUGAUCUCAGUAAAAUCGAUACCUACCUUCAUAUCAGGGAGGAGCCUGGCAUCGAGCCUGAUCACACACUUGGACUAAAACUUUUCGCCCUGGAGCUGAGGUUAGACUACAUGGGAACAAGUGUUCUGAUGACUAGAGUCUCCUCCCUAGAUGUGACACUGAGAGACGAAUGGAAAAUCAGUAGAAAUACUUCUGGUGAUGCCUUUAUGCCCACCAGAAGACCAGCUAUCAUCUUCAUGCAUGGAGAUCUUGGUUGGGACCAACUACAGAUCAUGAUCUCCAAGUCGACGACUGCAGACCUCCUGAAGAUGUUUUAUAAGUUGGAGGAGUUCUUCAGUCAGCAGUUCAAGAGCAGUAAGAGAGUGUUCAGCUCUCUUCAGCCCAAGCAGAGGACCAGUACCAACAGCUUCAAGAAAAAGGGACAGAAAAAGAGAACAACUCUGGAGGGACCCUGGAUCAAUCAGACAGCUCUCUCUGAUGCCAGACAUCACAGACAUUGGCAACGGGUUCUUGCUCAAGUAGCCGGACUACAACUAGGCAGUUUAAGGUUCUCUUUACCCAGCAAUGGAACUGUUCUUGGGGGGACUAUGGAGCUGCACGGAACCAAUAUCAGUCUGGCAUGUUUUCAUGGGAUCAACUUUAAGAGUAAAAAUUGGGCUUUGUUUUCGCUGAAAGAGCCCUGCAUAAGUUUCGCAACCGAAGCACAGGAGAUUCCAAAUGUCGAAUCCCCAAGCACCUGCGAUGUUCAUGUUGUUCAGACUCUAACAGUCUCCUUGGGACAACAACAGGAGCAACAUGCCCGUCAUCACUCCAUGGGAACUGUCUGCAAACUCAGUCGAAGUGUUCUUUUUCCUCCUCAGUUCAAGAGCCUUCAAGAGUGGUUUCAUUAUGCUUUUGCUAACAGUGAGAUUGAUGCUGUGGAUAAAUUCCCUUGUGUUGAGAGGGAGAGGACUGAACAGACUGCUGAAGGGACCACUGGCGCCAGGGGGAGGAGCACAUCUUCUACCUCUGGAAAACUCCAGGAACACUCGCAUGGCAGGGAAGUCAUCUUUGCUCUUCCUUCGUUGCAGUUGCAUUUGAAAACUGAACAUCUCCAGACUGCUAAGACUCCUGAUGUAAUUGGACUGCCUAAACAUAUUUUGUAUAGUGAAAAACCAUUAGUUGAGUGCAGUUUUAUCACUGAAUUCGAGGACCAUAUAUUCGUAACAGUGGAUGCAGAGGCGUUCUUCUUCCUUCACGAUCUUAUAACAUCAUAUCUCAGUGAAAAAGAGCGAGUGCAGUCAAUGGGUCCAGGGGGACGGGCCCACAGUCCUGAGAGCCAUGACAAGAGAACUGGACCCCCAAGCUCAUCAAGUGCAUCAACAACCUCAGCAAUGACUGAGGACGAGAGGAGGAGAAAGCAGUUUGAUCCAGCUGAGAUGUUCAUUAAGGAUUGGCGUUCAUAUAGAUGCAAAACGUGGCACCUCGAGCCAACAGUGAGACUUUUAUCGUGGGCUGGAAAGAGUAUCGAACCUUACGGCAUUGACUAUAUACUCCAGAAAUUGGGAUUCUCUCAUGCACGUACCACCAUUCCAAAGUGGAUGCAGAGGGGCUUCAUGGAUCCCCUCGACAAAGUCCUGGCUAUUCUUAUGUUAAGAAUGGUUCUAGCUGUACGUGAGGAGGGCCCUGAGGACUCCAGGCGGGACAAAUAAGGCAGACUGUAGUUAUUUUAAAUUGAAGUAAUUUUUUUAAUGAAACGAAAAAGAUUUGGGGUCAACGAGAGCUCCACAAAUAAGAACAAUUGUUUGAGGCCACUGUUAACAAUUGUAUGACGAUAAUAAUUCAUGUAAUUAGGGAAAUUUAGGUGCAAUUAUCACGCAUUACGUGUCGUUGAGAGUGUGUGGGAGGAUUUGUUUUUUUUUAACAACGUAGCAAUGGUGUCGAGGAGUAAGGAUGUUAAUUAUUUAUCGAAUAAUUUCAUACUUGCGGGUGAUAGAGAAUCUAAGGAUAGGGCCAAUAGUUGAUAGGGAAAACGUCCAAUCGUUCCGUUCUGCACUUCAUAAUAUAAAUCAAUGAUAUAAUGUUAACAUAUUUCAUCAUUGAUAGAACAAAAUACCGGUUUGUCUGUACAGCUGUUUGAAGAAUCAUUUUUUCACAUUUAUUCCCCCCCCCCUCAAAAAUUGUAUAGUUUUUAUUGCUAAUUGUAAUUUGAUUUUGUCAUAUUGUCAGAUAUUUUUUUACCUUCAGUUUUUUUUCUCUUAAAUACAUUUGUUUUCGUCUUCCUGUUUAUUUUUUUACGUCUUUGUUUCUUUGUGAUUAUUUUUUCGAUGAUGGUGUGUCAACAAUGUAGAAAUUGCAAAACACAAAUGUUCAGUGAUGUCCGUCGCUUCUGAGUAAAAUGGAAUGUGAGUUGUGAAGAAAUUUGAAAAAUUAUAGGAAAAGGAAACGUAAAUCUACCAUUGUAAUUUUUAUUAUCAAUUAAAAUAGGUGAAAUUGACAGUGCAGUUUUUGUAUCGAUGUUUUUUUUCUUAUUUAUUUCUAUGAUUGGAAAUUUAUUAUUAAGUCCUUGUAAUGUAAUAGGGAAAUUUGUUAAUAAAUGUAUGAUCACACCAGUU